This is a messenger RNA of Apiotrichum porosum, 3171 nucleotides long. RefSeq names its product translational elongation factor EF-1 alpha (gene TEF3). The record is from RefSeq and is a predicted model, not a curated record. Lineage: Eukaryota; Fungi; Basidiomycota; Tremellomycetes; Trichosporonales; Trichosporonaceae. Gene Ontology annotation, molecular function: ATP hydrolysis activity; ATP binding; translation elongation factor activity. The transcript has 4 exons. Bases 1 to 3171 code for a protein of 1056 amino acids.
AUGGCCCCCUCCGCUACCGCCGCUACCCCCGCCGCCAAGGCCGGUGCCUUCGACGUUGCCACCCUCUUCGUCGCUGACCAGGCCGCCCGUGACGAGGCCCAGCUCGCCCUUGCCGCCGCCGUCAAGGCCGAGCCCGUCGAGUUCCUUGGCUCCAUCGGCUACGUUGACGCCGCUAUCAAGGCUCUCCAGUCCAAGAAGGACGUCGCCGCCCGUGAGGCCGCUGCCGCUUCGGUCUCGGUCCUCAUCGAGAACGGUGCCGGCCAGAAGCUCGAGCCCUACGUCAUCUCGGCUGCCCCCAACGGCCUCUUCGCCACCCUCCUUACCACCUUCGGUGACAAGGAGAAGGGUCCCCGUGAGGCUGCCGUCGCCGCCACCAAGGCCGUUGCCCAGGCCAUGAACGCCGCCGGUACCCCCGUCAUCCUCCCCGCUCUCCUCGAGACUGUUGUUUCGGGCGGCAAGCACACCGCCAAGCUCGGUGCCCUUGAGGUUAUCCAGCAGCUCAUCACCUCGGCUCCUGCCCAGAUGGCCCUCCAGACCCCCGCCAUUGUCCCCGUCCUUGCCGGCUCGGUCCACGACACCAAGAAGGAGGUCCAGAAGCUCUCGAAGGACGUCCUCAAGACGACCUGUGCCCUUUGCGAGAACCCUGACAUUAAGAAGUUCAUCCCCGCUCUCCAGAAGGCUCUGAUCAACCCCGUCGAGGAGGUUCCUAAGACUAUUACUCUUCUCUCUGCUACUACUUUCGUUUCCGAGGUCACCUCGCCGACCAUCAGUCUGAUUGCCCCCCUCCUCAUCCGUGGUCUUGACGAGCGUCUUACUGCUACCAAGCGUAAGGUUUCGGUCAUUUCCGACAACAUGUCGAAGCUCGUCGACUCGGAGUACACCGUCCGUCCCUUCCUUCCCGAGCUCCUCCCCCGUCUUAUCAAGACCGCCGACACCAUUGCCGACCCCGAGGCCCGCUCGGUCGCCAUGCGCGCCAUUGCCACCCUCCGUCGCAUCGGUAAGGUCCCCGCCGAGUCUGACGGUUCGGACCUCCCCCCUCUCCGCAUCGCCCAGGGUGAGGAGCUCGCCGCCGACCUUGUUGCCGAGCUCAAGAAGGUUGCCCCCACCGCCGACGCUGCCAACCCCGCCAUCGCUUACGCUGGUGUCCUUGCCGCUUCGCUCGUCAACAUCCACGACUACUCGCAGAACCUCUGGGAGGCUACCGUCCCCGCCUACCUCCAGGUCGCCCUUCCCGGCGUCGACGUCUUCCCCGCCGUCCGUGAGGUUCUCCAGAAGAAGGCCGACGAGGAGUCGACCGACGAGAUCAAGUUCGACGACGAGGAGGAGGGUGAGGACCUCUGCAACAUUGAGCAGUUCAACCUUGCCUACGGUGCCAAGAUCCUGCUCCACCACGCCAACCUCCGUCUCAAGCGUGGCCACCGCUACGGUCUCCUUGGCCGUAACGGUUCGGGCAAGUCGACCCUCAUGAACGCCAUUGUCAACAACCAGGUCGAGGGCUUCCCCGACCCCUCGCAGGUCCGUACCUUCUACGUCCAGCACGACAUCGACGGCUCGGAGGAGUCCAUCUCCAUCGUCGACUGGGUUCUUGCGGACAAGCGUCUCCUUGCCACUCCCGAGGAGAUCGUCUCGACCCUCGAGUCGGUCGGCUUCGACGCCGACAAGCAGAAGCACUCGAUCGGUUCGCUUUCGGGUGGUUGGAAGAUGAAGCUCGCCCUUGCCCGCGCCAUCCUGUUCAAGGCCGACAUUCUCCUCCUCGACGAGCCCACUAACCACUUGGACGUCGUCAACGUCACCUGGCUCAUCGACUACCUCACCUCGCUCACCACCUGUACCUCGAUCAUGGUCUCGCACGACUCGGACUUCCUUAACCGCACCAUCACCGACGUUCUCCACCUCAACAACUUCAAGCUCAAGCGUUACCCCGGUAACCUCGAGAAGUUCGUCGACAUGGUCCCCGAGGCCCGUGCCUUCUUCCAGCUCGACGUCGCUGAGGACUACAAGUUCACCCUCCCCAACCCCCCUCUUCUCGACGGUGUCAAGACCAAGGAGAAGUCGCUCCUCAAGAUGAAGCAGGUCGCGUUCCAGUACCCCGGUGCGCCCGUGCAGCAGCUUUGGGACAUCAACCUCCAGGUCUCGCUCUCGUCGCGUGUUGCCGUCCUUGGUCCCAACGGUUCGGGCAAGUCCACUCUUGUCAAGCUCCUUACCGGCGAGACUGAGCCCAACCUUGGCGGUACCGUCUGGAAGCACCCUAACCUCGUUAUUGGUUACGUUGCCCAGCACGCUUUCCACCACAUCGACCAGCACCUCGACUCGACUCCCCUCGAGUACAUGCUCUGGCGUUACCAGACCGGUGAGGACCUCGAGGAGCUUUCCAAGGCUACCCGUGUCCUUUCCGAGGAGGAGAAGAAGAAGAUGGCCGAGGGUGCCGUCGUCGUCAUCGAGGGCGUCAAGCGCUUCAUUGAGGAGCUCGUUGCCCGUAAGAAGCUCAAGCAGUCGUACGAGUACGAGGUUUCGUUCAAGGGCCUCUCGUCGGCCGAGAACAUGUGGCUGUCGCGUGACGAGCUUGUCUCGCGUGGCUUCGAGAAGAAGGUCAUCGAGCUCGACACCCGUGAGGCCCAGCGUCUUGGUCUCAUGCGUCCCCUCGUCCGUCGCGAGAUUGAGAAGCACUUCGCCGACUUCGGUCUCGAGUCCGAGUUCGUCUCGCACAACUCCAUGCGUGGUCUCUCCGGUGGCCAGAAGGUCAAGGUCGUCCUUGGUGCCGCCACCUGGCGUCGUCCCCACGUCAUCUGUCUUGACGAGCCCACCAACUACCUCGACCGCGAGUCGCUCGCUGCCCUCAUCGCUGCCCUCAAGGCCUUCGACGGUGGUGUUCUUAUCAUUACCCACAACCAGGAGUUCUCCGAGUCCAUCUGUACUGAGGUCUGGGCCAUGUCCGACGGUCGCCUCCGUGCUUCGGGCCACAACUGGGUUGAGGGCCAGGGCACCGGUGCUCGCAUUGACAAGGCCGCCGACGGCGAGGAGGAGGAGGUGAAAUACGACGCCUUGGGCAACCCUAUCGCCUCUGCCAAGAAGGAGAAGAAGAAGUCUGCCGCCGACCUCCGCAAGGCCAAGAAGGACCGUAUGGCCCGUCGCAAGCGUGGCGAGGAGGUUUUCACCGACGAGGAGCUUUAA